Messenger RNA from Culex quinquefasciatus (southern house mosquito), 2607 nucleotides. RefSeq lists its product as uncharacterized. The coding region runs from base 94 to 2433 and encodes 779 amino acids. The record is from RefSeq and is a predicted model, not a curated record. NCBI's taxonomy places the organism in Eukaryota, Metazoa, Arthropoda, Insecta, Diptera, Culicidae. Gene Ontology annotation, molecular function: RNA binding. The transcript is spliced from 2 exons.
GUAAAAAGGCGUGCUUUGCGUCGUUUCAAGUUGCAAAAAUUCGCACAAGAUAAAGUGUAAUUUCGCCGGUAAUUCGUUUUAAUUAGUGCCAACAUGUCCUCAAAAGCCGACGCGCUUGAUUUGGCCGCGUUGGACGCCGAGCUGGACCAGAUGAGCAAGGACUACUGCGAUCCGGAACUGAACCGGUAUGACACCGGACCGGGAGCGGAUCUGGACGACCGGCAGCAGCCGGGAGCGUUGGCGGCGGCCGCCGCCGGAGGAGGAAGUGAGAUGGGGUUCAGCGAACCGCCGGCGGUUCGCAUUCGGUUGAAGAACACGCGCGAUUUAACGGAGGCUGGGUUGCGCGAACUUUGCCGGCCGUACGGAACCAUUGUGAACGUGUACAAGGCGAAGCAGGAGGGCGGGAACUUUGCGUUUGUGGAGUUUGGCAAUCCGAGCGAGGCGGGGCUGGCGAUUCAGGAGUUGAACGCCAAGUUGGGCUUUCAGUUUUACGCGGCGUUUGCGCACGAGAAGAAGGAGACGGAUUUGGUGCCGAUGCCGCCGCCGCCGUUUGGCGCCGGGUCCGGGGAGAAGGUGGUGCACUCGAUUGAGGCGUUGGGGCCGGACGAGGAGAGCUGGGAGCGGACGGUGGCGCAGCGGCGGGUUAAGACGGCGUUUUCGAUUCCGUUGAGGGUACGGUUUCCGGAGGAGCAGGGGUUGGCCACGGCGCCGCAUUAUAGGGCGGAGGGGGACCGGUUGACGCAGCUGUCGCGGGUCGAUGCGGGGGAGAUUUUCAGCGUGGUGACGCUGAUUGGGGGAGGGGAGAAGCUUGAGGUUGACAGUGGGAUUGAUGUUGGGAUUGUUCAACUAAUUGACAAGUUGGCGCAGCGCGAGUCCGUCAGUCGGUUGACGCUGGUUGAAGACGGUGAUCAGAAGAGGCCAGUCUACCACUUCUCGAGUCUUCCCGCAGAUCAGAGCAAACUGUUCCCGGACUCGAGCUGCGUGGCCUGCGGCCACCGCGGCUUCUUCAGCUGUUCAAUCUGCACGGCCACGUACUGCUCGCGGCACUGCCAGGCCGAAGACUACAGUAAGCACAAGGACUCGUGCCACAUUCAGGGCGUGAAGGUGCGCGUCCCCGCGCCUUCGGCUGUGUUUGAAGAUCUGGACGACGACGGGCUGACGCAGGAAGCGUUCAAGAAGGGUUCGCACGUGAUGAUCUUGGCGGUGCUGAGUCCGGAGCGGGUGUUUGUGCGAUCGCUGGACAAGGAAAGCAACAAAGAGUACCUGCAGACGUUGAGCGAUGUGGCCAAGGCCGGGCUGACGGCGCAGCCGUUGAAGAACGUGCCGGUGGCGGGCGCCAUCUGCUUGGCAUUCUACGAACCGCUGCAGAUCUACGCCAGAGUGCUGAUCACGAAGGUGGCGAAGGGCCAGGCUAGCUGCGUGUUCAUCGAGUUCGGCCUGAUUCAGCUGGUGCCGGUGAAGCAACUCAAACAAAUCAACGACAGCGCGUUGAAGCUCCGGAAAGUCCGCGUUCACAAGGUGCAUCUGCACGGAAUUACCACCGAGUACGGCCACAUCGAAAAAGCCAUCGACUACCUCAAAACCCUCAUCAACCAACCGCUCGAGAUGAAGGCCCAGACGGAGUGCGGAAACCUCGUCGACGCCCAACUCCGCACCGCGUACGGCGUCAGCGUCAACAAGCACAUCAACGAACUCAUCACCAUCCCCAUCGAAAAGGCCCUCGACAACGUCGACGCCUUCGUCAACUACAACUCAAUCCCCGCCAAACGCCUUCCCCCGAACCAAACCCUGGACAUCCUCAUCCUCAACCGAACCACCGUCAAGCUGGACUUCCGCGUCGGCCUGAUCGCGUACUCCGACCUGCCCUACCUCCACGACCUGCACCGCAAACUCCAAAGCUACGGCAAGAAGGUCGAGAAAUUCACCGAAAACUUCACGCCUCGCCUCCACGAAGUGUGCCUCGUGCGCGACAUGAGCACCUGGUACCGCGGAGUGUGCAUCGAGGCCGCCGGCGACUGCCGCCCAACGAUCUACCUCUGCGACUACGGCUGUAUGAUCAUGGUCAAGCUGCAGGACAUUCGCAAGAUCCCGCCCUCACUCGCGCUGGAAGUUCGCACCACCGACGCCAAGGUGUACGGCCUGGAGGAGGCGAAAAACAACGGGUUGAAGAUUGACUCCGAGUUCCUGGACAUUUACCUGGAGGAGAACGAACGGCUGACGGUGGAAACCAGCGAGGAGGUGGAGUUCAGCGAGUUCGAGAUGGAGCUGUCGCGGGAGAGCCAGUCGAUGAUGACGGUCAUCAAGGUGCCGGAGCUGGUGGCGUUCAUCGAGGAGCGCGAGCAGCGGGAGAGGAAUCGAGUUGAACAACCCCUCCGGCUUUCGUCCAGGAUGUCGUCGUCGACGACGACGACGACGGUCUCCAGCAAGGAGUAGUAGCGGAGGGGUCAAAAAUCGACCAACAGGAGGAGACACACACAAAACAUUACCCCACCGAAACAAACAAAAAAAACUUUGUGUUGAUGUGUGUGCGUCGUCCGACAGGACGACUCAUCAACCUCUUACCAACACAAAGCGCGCUGUGCCUUUUUUAAAUGUUCCUUUAUCUCG